AUGUACAAUAUCAAUCGCUAAUAUGGUGGAGGGUGUAAAUUACAUGGAGUCAAAAAAUUGAUGGAUACUAUAUUUGGGAGUGAAGAUUUGAAGAAUUUAUAUUAUUUUAUAAGGAUACUGUAUGACGAUGAUUUUUAUUCAAUAGAGGUUGUCUAAAAUUUAGUAGAAAAUUAAUGUAAUUCAAUUGAAGAGCUGUUAAGAUGGAUUAAAAAUAUAAAUUAUUGUUGGAUUUUAGGAAAAUAUUAAGAGUUAAGUUUAAUAAAUAGAAAUUUGAAGGUUGAUUAAGAUUUAAAAUUCUUUCUUAACCAAAUUCAAUGGCACGACUCUUACGAUCGAGAAUAGUUUUACAAAUACAUUUAGCUAGCUUAGAAUUAUAUCCUGUAAUAAAAAUAAUAAAUAAAUUAUUUACCAUCUUCAAAUAGUAAUUAGACUUAAUUGGAAUAAAUUAACUAUAUAUUAACUAGCAAUCAAACACGCUAGAUUAAUUUAAAAUAAGACUUAAGUGUAUCAGUUAUUCAAUUAGAUUCACAAUAUGAUUAAGACUUGUAUCAUUAUGUAAACGUAAGAAAUAACUCUAUUGACUAUAAGAAUAUUAUUUUUAUCGGAUAAGAAGAUGAAGGAAAGACAACAUUGUUGAAUGCAUUCAUUAAUUAUUAUUUUGAAACUUCAUGGGAUUAACUAUCUAAAUUAGUUGUUGCAGAUGAAGAACCAAUCACUGAAAUAUCUAGUUAUUAUCUUGAGCCUUACAAUAAUCGUCCAUAUGGGAUACAUUUGAUGGAUACACCAUCAAUUUCUGGAUAGGAUGAUUAGGAUAUUUUUGACAAGAUAUUCAAUUUCAUAGAAGAAUUUAAAUAGUCUAUUGAUAUAAUUGUAAUAUGUUUGAAAGCAACACACUCACGAUUAACUGAAGUAGCAAAAUAAAUAUUAUCUUCAAUUGCUAAAAUCCUAGACAUAUAAGAUUCCAAUAAAUUGCUAAUAGCUCGUACAUUUUAUUCAGGAGGACAAGUUGAUUUUUCUUAUUUAGCAUAGUAAGAUAGUCCAUUUUAAGAGAUUUAUAGAUACUUAUCUAAUAGUUGGCAUCUUGAAUUUAACGGAGCAUCCUUAGUUAAAGGGAAGAAGUCAUUAAAUUAGACAGCCCCAGUUUAUUUUCAAAAAACUUUAGAAAAUUUUUAACAACUUGAAUUGAAAAUAAUAGCUCAAAAAAAUUAGCAAAUCUACAAUAAUUACUUUGGAUUUUAGAAUAAACCUAUAGCCCAAAUAAUUGGAAAUCAUUCGUCAUAUAACCCCUAGUAACAUCAGCAAAAUUAUCCAGUGAGUCCAUUCAUCCCAAGCAUCCCAAAACCUGGAUAAAAUUUAUAUAAUGAUUCAGAUGUAGAUUUUAAUGAUUCAGUCGAUAGGGAUCAGCUCUAGGAACUUCUAAAGAAAUGUAAUCUCAUAAAGUAGAAUCUAUAAAACGCUAAUUCAUUUUAACUCUAUAAAUUACCUACUGAAAUACCCUUGCAAAUAGAUGAUAUCAGCGAAAUGAAAACAUUAGUUUUAAUAGGAGAUUCAGGAGCAGGCAAAUCAACAAUGAUAAACUUGUUUUGCAAUUAUUACUUUGGUGUUUAAUUUGAAGAUCCAUUCAGAUUGGUAAUUACAGAUACAAUUGGAAAGAAUUUCUAUCAAUAGUAGCAGAAAGGUUAAGCUUCCAAUAUAAAGGAAUAUUACUUGGAAGGAAUUAAUGGAAGACCUGCAUUAAGAAUAAUAGACACUCCUAGUUUUAAUGAAACUGAUAAAGAUUAGCAUGAUGAUAUAUCGAAAUUAAUUUUAGAUGCAUUAAAGAAUUUAGAUUCAAUAACUUUAAUUUGUUUUGUAGUUAAAUCAAGUUUAGUUAGAUUAUCGAUUUCUCAAAUGAAUGUAAUGAAUCAUUUAUUGAAAUAAUUUGGUAAUAGUAUUGUAGAGUAGUUCAUGUUUCUAUUUACUUUUGCAGAUUUUGAAGACCCUCUAGCACUUUAAGCAUUACAUUUUUAUGGAGAUUCAAACCAUUUAAAAAGCCCUAUAGCAGAUUUUAUACACCUAGCAAAGGAACCAUUUUGGUUCAAAUUUAAUAACUCAGCCUUUCAAAGCUUCGAAAAACAAAAGUCUCUUCGAUAAUUAUGGAAUGAAGCUUAUUUUUCAUUUAAGAAAUUUUUUGAAGAAAAAGUACUAGAAACAAAGAGCCUCAACCUCAGUUAUAUACAUAAAAAAUCAAUAAAGAAUACCAUUUUUGAUUUAAGAAUAUAGAUAGAUUAAUUGUUAAAUGAAAUUGAUGUAAUUUAAUAAAAAAAAGAAUUUAUAUAAGAAAAUUAGGCAUAAGAUGAAAUUUAGAAUAAGAUGAUUGCUUGUACAGAAAAUGUGAAGAUUAAUAUAUAACCAGGUGAGUACGUUUCGAAUUGUGUAAAAUGCCAUUUUACUUGUCAUUACCCAUGUUCAAUUGCUGAAUCAGAUUAAAAAAGUAGUUGUGAUGCAAUGAAUAAUGGUGUUUGUAUGAAGUGUCCAGGUAAAUGA
Molecule: messenger RNA, 2526 nt
Organism: Paramecium tetraurelia
Lineage: Eukaryota; Ciliophora; Oligohymenophorea; Peniculida; Parameciidae
Exons: 1
Molecular function (GO): GTP binding
Source: RefSeq, a predicted model, not a curated record